This is a messenger RNA of Entamoeba invadens IP1, 867 nucleotides long. RefSeq names its product cylicin-2, putative. Bases 1 to 867 code for a protein of 288 amino acids. The transcript has a single exon. The record is from RefSeq and is a predicted model, not a curated record. NCBI's taxonomy places the organism in Eukaryota, Evosea, Mastigamoebida, Endamoebidae.
AUGUUCUGUUGUAAGAAAGAAAGUGCUCACGAUCUUGUUGAUGCGAAUGACAAACCAAAAACUAAUGACAAGCCCGUUGAGAAUAAAGAGGAGCCACAACCCAAAAAAGAAGAGGAUAAACCAAAUAAAAACAAAGAGGGAGUUCAAGUCUCACUAGAGUCUAAACAAGAAAAACCAGUAGAUGAGUCAACGAGUCAAAUCUCAGAUACCAAAAACGAAGGAGAUUCAAGUGAGAAGAAAAGUCAUUCUUCAAGUAAAAGUUCAGACAAAAAAUCUGACAAGAAGAUUGACGAACCGGCAAAAGGAGAAGACGAAAAAGUCGCACCAAAAGAGGAAGAACAUAAAGAGGAGGUCCAAGAAACCAAAGAAGAAGAGAACAAGACUGAAGAGAAGAAAGAAGAGGAAUCCCCCAAAGAAGAAGUCAAAGAGCCUCAAGAGACCAACGAAGACGUGGCAAAAGUUGAGGAACCCAAAGUCGAAGAACACAAAGAAGAAGUCGUUCCUCCUGUUGAGUCACCGAAAGCCGAACCUGUUGAAGAGAAAAAUGAAGAGAAAGUCGAAGAGAAAGAACACAAAGAAGAAGAAAACUUAACUGAAAAGGUUGAAGAGGUCCCAACAGCCUCAAAGGUUGAAGUCAAAGAAGAACAGACGAAAGAAGACAUUAAAGAAGAACCUAAAGAAGAAUUAAAAGAAGAAGUGAAACCAGCAGAAGAAGUCAAGGAAGACAAAGAAGGCACUAGCGAAAGUAAAAGUAGUGACAAAAGUGGAUCCACGUCAUCGGGUUCGAAGUCAAAGUCCAAUUCCUCAAAAUCAUCAAAGGAUUCGAAAUCAUCAGAGAAAAAGGUUUCCACAGAAAAGGCCGAGUAA